GGGCAACAUGGUUAGUGUAGACCAGAGAGUAGACUGGAUGUUUAUUUGCUUAAGUUGGUGAUGACCAUACGUGGUUUGUUAUCUGAAUGGUAUUUAUGUGAAUACAGGGUAUCAACGUUAUGACUGUUUAGCUCGUCAAGUUAGCAACUUCUAGUUAGACUCACUGGUGUUGCAGCAUGAUUUACUGUAGAAAAUGGAAUGUAGUGCCUGUGGCUGACAUCUUUUUCUACCACGAUUCAGAGGAGCUCAAGUUUAUACAUUGUUUAUGUUCAAGAGCGUUUGUAUGUGAUCGGGAAUUGUACCGUUCAGAUUUCAAGUCUCUCAACGAAAACCUGAUUGAUGAUGCACUUGAAGUGUCCCAGGAUUAUUAUGAAGAAUCAUCAGACCAUGACCACUUGUUAGAAAAUGAUGACCUGGACGAAGAGAGCAAACUUAUGGCAAGAAUGGGGCUUCCAGUUGAGUUUGGCACUUCUUCUGCCAAGAAAGGAUCACAUUUUCAGGGGAGAAAACAUGUUUGGAAGACAAAGGCCAGCCAACCAGAAGUGCUCUCUGAAACUGACUCUGAGCCUGAGGACGACAAACUCUGUGUUGUGGGUCCCAUUGAAACCUGUGCUACUCUGGAAGACACUUCUGAGUGCCCAGUGAAGCAGGAAGGGUGGGAGAAGUACUGGGCUCAGCAGGGCGAGGGCCUGCUCUGGCAGAGCUGGUUGGAGAACCACCCAGACUGCGAUCCCUCCCCAGCGGUGGGGCCCUGGGACUGCCCCGACACAAGGGAGGAGUGGGAGCUGCACACCAGCCAGACCUACCUCUACUACUGGGAACAGUUCUGCUACUGGGCCUCUCAAGGAUGGUCUGUGGAGGAGGACGCCCACAGCAGCACUGCGCCUCAUGCCAAUGAUCCUCCACUGGAUGGAGAGCAGGCAGCAGCAGAGGGUGCCACGGAAGGGCCGGACCCUCCCGCCCAGGGCACUGGGGACACCAGCAGCAGUGGUUUAGAGCAGGGAUCUGUAGGGAUGGGAGAUGUGACUCAGCUGGUUGGAGGGCUGAGCUUACAGGCCAAUGAGGCUGGCGGAGGUGUCGGACAGGAUGGAGCGCCCUCAGGAUACAAGUGUGCUAAGGACAGGGGUGAUGACAGCAGCCAGUCUGUAUCAGGCAGUGGCCGUCCCCCCUCAGCAGACCACCAAGGACACUCGAGUCAUUUGCCUACCAACCCAGCACUGCGGGUGGCAACAUCACCACAUGGAGAUAAUGGAGAUGACCAAGACCCUCCAGAGAGCAAAACUGCCAAACUGAAGAGGAGCCACGAGCUGGACGCAGAGGAGAGUCCCCCCAUGACAUCCAAGGAGGCCUGGGACGUGCUGGGCCUGAAACGCAGCACGGAGCACAGGUUUGAGAGCGUGCUGAAGUUCAAACAGGGCCCCGGGGGCCUGGGGGGCCAGAGAGCGGAGGGCAGCGGGAAGCGCCCCAGGAGGAGGAAGGCCGCCUGUAAGGUCAAUAAACACGUCGUCUUCUCCGAGGCCGGCGAAGCCUGCCCAGUCUCCAAGAGCAGGACCUUGAGUAAAGUUCAGAACUUCUUAAAACUAGUUCAGAGUGAAACUGUAGAAGAGCACAGCGUGGCCUCCGCUCCUGCAGCUCCACCUGAGGAGCUCCAGCAGCCUCCUGUACCCUGCACCCCUCUGGCUCUGCAUCCGGGGGAAGAGCAGCACGAUGCCCCUAGCUCAUGUCUGGAAGACAGCCACUCUGACCCACAUCUUCACAAGACCUUUCAGAACUUCAGUGAGCCAGAACAGGACGAGGAUGACGAGGAGAGGUGGCGGCGGAGGAGGAGGAGGAGGAGGAGGAGGGGGGAUGAAGGUAGGAGGCAGAGGCAUGGGAACACCCGGCCCACAAGAGAGGUCUACAGCCUGGACAUCCCAGACUACCUGCUCCCUGAUCCUGCUGCCAACAGUGAUGAAGAUGGAGGCACUUGUGGUGCUGGUGGUGCUGAAGACAGUAGCACGGUGAGGCCUAAUAAAAAGAAGAAGAGGAAGGUGAGGAAGAGACGGCCAGACGCUGAUAUGCCUCCUGAGAUAGCGGCAGAACCAGAGCUAGCCAAGUACUGGGCCCAGCGCUACCGGCUCUUCUCCAGGUUUGAUGAGGGCAUCAAGCUGGACCACGAGGGCUGGUUCUCUGUGACUCCAGAGCGGAUCGCUGAGCACAUCGCUCUGAGGGUCCAAACCAGCUUUCAGUGUGAGCUGAUUGUGGAUGCGUUCUGUGGGGUUGGAGGCAAUGCCAUUCAGUUUGCCCUCACUGGAAAAAGAGUGAUAGCCAUUGACAUUGAUGCAGGCCGACUGGCUCUGGCACGGCACAAUGCGCAGGUGUACGGGGUGGAUGACCGCAUCGAGUUCCUGCACGGAGACUUCCUGCAGCUGGCCCCUAGGCUUCGGGCUGACGUGGUCUUCCUCAGUCCCCCGUGGGGAGGGCCCGAGUACUUGAGUGCAGACGUCUUCGACAUCAGGACCAUGAUGACGCCUGAUGGAUUUGAAAUUUUCAGGUUGUCAAAGUUGAUAUGUGAGAAUAUAGUGUAUUUUCUCCCUCGGAAUGCAGACAUGGAGCAAAUUGCCUCUCUUGCUGGUCCUGGUGGAAGAGUGGAGGUAGAACAGAACUUUCUCAACAACAAACUAAAAACUAUAACAGCCUACUUUGGUAAUUUAAUCAAAUCAGACUCUUAGUGUCUAUUUAACAGUUAAUCUGUCCAAUCAUGCUGUUUUGUCAGUGUUCAUUUUAAACUCUUGGUGUACAAAAAGUACCUGUCAUUUUUUAUUUAUUUUAUUGUCAGUUUUUUUCUAAAUUGAAUUUGUACUUCAUAUCACUGUUUUUUUUAUUAAAAUUGAACUUGCAAA
Alosa alosa (allis shad) is the source of this 2882-nucleotide messenger RNA. It is a transcript of the gene tgs1, whose product is annotated as trimethylguanosine synthase 1. Lineage: Eukaryota; Metazoa; Chordata; Actinopteri; Clupeiformes; Clupeidae. Gene Ontology annotation, biological process: 7-methylguanosine RNA capping; 7-methylguanosine cap hypermethylation. The record is from RefSeq and is a predicted model, not a curated record. Gene Ontology annotation, cellular component: nucleus. Gene Ontology annotation, molecular function: RNA cap trimethylguanosine synthase activity.